AUGAAACACCGAUCAACCACAAGUGUUGGCAAAGAUGUUAAUUAUGAAUGCAUGGAACUAGGCAAAAUUGUUUUCCACCUGUUUGUCAAAUACAUGUCCUCUAGAAAAUAUUUUGAAUACGUCCUGCUCACUGAGCGAAAUUUUAAAGAGCCGCAAUUAAUUCUACAAAUAGUGUUGAUACUUUAUGGUUUAUUUAUGUUGAGAUUAAACUUUCUUUUGUUAGUUAUUUGUGUUUUAAUUAGUGUGGUUCUUUUAACUUUGUUGGAGCGAAAGGUUUUAGGUUUUGUUCAGAUUCGUGAAGGCCCAAAUAAAAUAGGAUUUGUAGGGAUUCCACAGCCUUUUAGUAAUGCUAUUAAGUUGAUUUCUAAGGAGCAACCUAUUCCUAUUAUAUUUAAUUAUUUACUUUAUUAUUUUUCCCCUGUUCUUAAUUUAGUUCCCUGCAGUCUGUUGCUCAAAGGAUUUCUUAUGAACUUUGGCUUGUUUUGCUUCUUGUUUGCUGAAACUAAUCGGACUCCUUUUGAUUUUGCUGAGGGUGAGUCUGAAUUAGUUUCAGGGUUUAAUAUUGAAUAUGGUGCAAGUGGUUUUACUUUAAUUUUUUUGUCUGAAUAUACUAUAAUUGUUUUUAUGAGAAUGUUAUUUUUUUAUUUCAUUUAUUUAGUGAAAUGUUUUGAGAAAAGUUAA
Messenger RNA from Schistocerca americana (American grasshopper), 681 nucleotides. Its product is annotated as NADH-ubiquinone oxidoreductase chain 1-like. Gene Ontology annotation, biological process: aerobic respiration. Bases 1 to 681 code for a protein of 226 amino acids. Lineage: Eukaryota; Metazoa; Arthropoda; Insecta; Orthoptera; Acrididae. Gene Ontology annotation, molecular function: NADH dehydrogenase activity. The record is from RefSeq and is a predicted model, not a curated record. Gene Ontology annotation, cellular component: membrane. The transcript has 6 exons.